Messenger RNA from Cladophialophora immunda, 906 nucleotides. RefSeq lists its product as uncharacterized. Gene Ontology annotation, molecular function: triacylglycerol lipase activity; acylglycerone-phosphate reductase (NADP+) activity. The transcript has 2 exons. Bases 1 to 906 code for a protein of 301 amino acids. The record is from RefSeq and is a predicted model, not a curated record. NCBI's taxonomy places the organism in Eukaryota, Fungi, Ascomycota, Eurotiomycetes, Chaetothyriales, Herpotrichiellaceae. Gene Ontology annotation, biological process: triglyceride catabolic process; phosphatidic acid biosynthetic process. Gene Ontology annotation, cellular component: endoplasmic reticulum; lipid droplet.
AUGGCCACCACCAAGAAGCGCACCGUUCUCAUCACGGGAUGUUCUGAUGGCGGUCUCGGUGCCGCCCUCGCCCUGGCCUUCCACAAACGGGGCGACCGUGUCUUCGCAACGGCACGCACUCCCUCGAAAAUGGCGUCCUUGCAGUCCGUCGGCAUCGAAACUCUGCCCCUGGAUGUCCUCUCCGAAGACUCCAUCAGGUCCUGCGUGGAGAAAGUGUCGUCCCUGACAGGGGGCACACUGGACAUAUUGGUCAACAACGCUGGGGCCGGAUUGAACAUGCCCGUCCUUGAUGUCUCGAUGGCUGAGAUCCAGCGACAGUUCGACAUCAAUGUAUUUAGCGCCAUUCGGAUGAUACAGCUGUUUUUCCCGCUGCUUCGCAAUUCGACGGCGGAGAGCAGGAUGGUGGUGAACAAUAGCUCCUGUGCUUCGGUUCUAGCCCUGCCCUUCGCGGGGCCAUAUUCGGCUUCAAAGGCUGCCCUCUCCAGUUUCAGCGAGACGUUGCGGCUUGAAAUGCAAGCCUUUGGGAUCAAAGUCGUCGAUUUACGAACCGGGGGGGUGAGGUCGAAAUUCUUCGACAACGCCAACAGCGAAAUGAGUGCCAGCUUACCGGAGACGAGUCCCUACACACCCGGCAAGGACGUUGUGGAAAGAUUUCUUGAUCGAGGGCCGCAAGUGAGUCUCAUGGACACAGCCGACUGGGCCAACAGAGUGGUGAGGGAUUUAUCCAAUCGUGGCGGAAAAGGGGCCCCGCAUCAGAUCUGGAGGGGUCAGGGAGCGACGUCCGCAUGGCUCGGAACAAGCGUAUUGCCUGUUGGAUGGCUCGAUGUCAUGGUGAAGAAGCUUUCUGGGUUAGAUGUUGUGGAGAAGAGGAUAAAGGGGGAGAAGCAAAAGAUGGUACCUUCAUAG